UUACAUGUAGAUUGGUCAUACUGAAGUGCGCAGCCAACAUAAGUGAACCACAAACGAGAGCGACUGCUAGAUUUUUUGUUGUUAGUGUAAAAAAUAAAGUGAAAACUGCGUUUCUUAUACAAUUUUUUAACGAAUACAAUCAUGAAGUUCCAAUACAAAGAGGAGCAUGCAUUUGAGAAGCGUCGCGCCGAAGGCGACAAGAUUAGACGCAAAUAUCCAGACCGUGUACCCGUGAUUGUUGAGAAAGCACCAAAGGCGCGCAUUGGUGAUUUGGACAAAAAGAAGUAUCUGGUGCCAUCCGAUUUGACCGUUGGGCAAUUCUAUUUCCUUAUACGCAAGCGUAUUCACCUGCGUCCCGAGGAUGCACUCUUCUUUUUCGUCAAUAACGUCAUUCCCCCAACAUCAGCAACAAUGGGCUCACUGUACCAGGAGCAUCAUGAGGAGGAUUAUUUCCUGUACAUAGCCUACUCCGAUGAGAACGUCUAUGGCAUGGAGAAGUAGACAAGGACUGCAUUCUUAAUAGUGGCAGGCGUUCUGACAUCAGGCAACAACCUAUACAUAAAUUCUAUAUAAAACAUAUAUAUAUCUAUACAUAUAUAUAUAUAUAAACAUAUAUAUGUAUAUAUAAUAUAUAUUUCACGUUUAGCAUGCAGUUGAAAAAAAAAAAUGCAAAAAAUCACACACAAAAAAAAAGGAACGAUAGCUAAACAAAUUGUGCGGGUCUAAGGCGGUAAAAAAAUUGAAUGCAAGAAAAACAAAACAAAAACUUGAAAAACAAACAAACAAAAACUUAAAAACAAAUAAAGAAAAAAAAUAUUAAAAUGAUCUUCAAAAAACAAGAAAAAAAUGAAUUGUAAGAGGAAAACGACAAAUGUUAUGUGAAAAUUAUUUUAUAUAAACAUUUUCUAUACGCGCUAGUAUUUCAAAUUUACCUAUGCUUUAACAAUUUAUUCACUUGGCACUAUUUCAUUGAGUUUUGCCUUUAUAUUGUGUACCCUGCAAUUUGAAUGUUUUUGUAAGGUACUCUAACUUCCCUUACCUUUACCUACCUAUAUCUUUUAUAUAUAUAUUGUUUUUUUUGCUCUUUUGUUCUUUCCUGUAAUAAUAAUACAACAAAAUUUUGUGCAUAUUUAGUGUGUAUGGUUACGAAUAGGACUCUCUUGGUUAAGCGUACAUUAAUUAAUCUACUAUUAAUUAAAUAAAUAAAAAUAUAUAAAAAAAAAAAAAAAAAAAA
Molecule: messenger RNA, 1234 nt
Organism: Drosophila mojavensis
Lineage: Eukaryota; Metazoa; Arthropoda; Insecta; Diptera; Drosophilidae
Gene: Atg8a
Product: gamma-aminobutyric acid receptor-associated protein
Exons: 3
Coding region: 142-501 (119 amino acids)
Biological process (GO): cellular response to nitrogen starvation; autophagosome assembly; macroautophagy
Cellular component (GO): cytosol; autophagosome membrane; autophagosome
Molecular function (GO): GABA receptor binding; ubiquitin protein ligase binding
Source: RefSeq, a predicted model, not a curated record